Culicoides brevitarsis is the source of this 6543-nucleotide messenger RNA. It is a transcript of the gene Dscam3, whose product is annotated as cell adhesion molecule Dscam1. Gene Ontology annotation, molecular function: protein binding. The transcript is spliced from 23 exons. The record is from RefSeq and is a predicted model, not a curated record. Gene Ontology annotation, cellular component: axonal growth cone; plasma membrane; cell surface. The coding region runs from base 270 to 6431 and encodes 2053 amino acids. NCBI's taxonomy places the organism in Eukaryota, Metazoa, Arthropoda, Insecta, Diptera, Ceratopogonidae. Gene Ontology annotation, biological process: axon guidance; neuron migration; cell-cell adhesion.
UAGCAUCUAAAUGACCAAAUAAUGAGCCAGCAACACGCAAGAAGAAACAGCAACCGUCUCGCAGCUAAACGGAUUAAAUUUAAUUUUUUAAAUUAAUCUGAUGUUGUCUCGAAAAAACUCGUGUUACGACACACAACUUUGCACCAAACAAAAAAUUCUGUCAGCAUUUUCUGCUUAGAAUGAUAGAAAAACUUGAAGGAUUCAUCGAGAUAUAAAAUAUUAGACCACAUUCGUUUUUAUCACACACACACACAAAUUUGUAAAUCAUCAUGACAUUAAAAUUAAUCGAUACAGUAACAUUCACUCGACUGAUUAUUUUAUUAGGUGCAUUAGGUAGACUAACAAUAGGAACAAUAGUAGGAAGAAACAGCAUGCAACUUCAAGAGCCUCCUUCUUUUGUGCAAGAACCGCCAUCGAGGAUUCUUUUCGGAAAUGAUACAGGAACACAAGUCACUUGCACAGCGCAUGGCAGCCCGAUGCCAAUUAUUUCGUGGUUGCACAGAGAUGGCACAGUUGUGAGUGCUGUUUCGGGUCUUAGACAAACAUCCGGCAACGGAACAUUAUAUUUCCCUCCGUUCCUCGGACAAUAUUAUCGAUCAGACAUCCAUGAAGGAGUUUAUCGGUGUCGUGCCUCAAACCAAGCGGGAACAAUCCUCAGCAGAGAUGUGUACAUACGAGGAGUGGUUCGUCAAAACUACGAGAUAAAAGUUGAAACACGAGAAGCCUACUUAGGUAAUGCAAUUUAUUUGCGAUGUGCAAUACCGUCCAACGUGCAAGAUUUUGUACGUGUUUCUGCAUGGUAUCGAGGCGAUGAGAUAUUUUUACCCGAACGAUUGGACAUUGGAGGACGUUACAUUGUUACAACCGGAAAUGGAGAUCUGUACAUUAGAAGUGUACGUGCCGAAGAUGGAUUGAAACGUUUUUCCUGUUUGACCAUAAAUUCACUCACGGGCGAGCGUAAAUCCAGCGACUCGAUUUUAUUGUCGAUUAAAGAAGUAUCAACGAACAUGGCACCUCAAACGAGUCAAAAAUCCGUAAUUGAACUCAACAUGGAUAACUCGAAUGACGUUCAUCUGCCUUGCAACAUUCAAGGAAACCCUCUUCCUGUUUUCACGUGGUUUCGUGUAUCAGAUUCAGGUGCUCUUUAUCCUCUGCCAUCGUCGCAACGCAUAAUUCCCGCACAAACGAUUCUCUUUAUUCGGAGUGUCGAUGAUCGUGAUGCUGGAAGAUGGAUUUGCAAAGCUUCCAAUCAGUAUGGGGAACAAAAGUUGGAAAUACGCUUGACUGUGAACAACUAUUUAUCCGUUCAUAUCAAUCCUCAAGUUCAAAUUGUGAAUUAUGGAGGGAAUGUAGUUUUUAAUUGUUCGAUUACGGAUCAAACUGUUUCGAAAAUCGAAUGGUAUCACAAUGGAAAAUUAAUAACGGAUUUGCGACAAAAUGAUCAAAAACAUGUUUUAUUGGCGCCAAAUUCUUUAGCAGUAAAUCACAUUGGAAAAGAAGAUCGCGGAUUGUAUCAAUGUUUAGUAAACAACGUUAAACUAAGCGCACAAGCAGGAGCUGAAUUAAAACUCGGCGAUACAAUUCCCGAGCUCAUCUACACUUUCAUCGAGCAAAAUGUACGUUCAGGUCCUCAUAUUUCGCUGAAAUGCUCCGCUACAGGAUCUCCGCCGCCCCAAUUCACAUGGCUUCUCGAUUCGCAACCCAUUUUGGAUAUAUCGACAACACAUCGUUACGCCAUCGGACAAUAUGUUGAUGCGUCGGGCGACGUAAUUUCGCAUUUGAAUAUUUCACAUGUCAGAAGUGAUGAUGGCGGGCUUUACAAAUGCACAGCAUCUAAUUCAAUCGGUUACGUAGAACAUGCAGCGAGACUAAAUGUUUACGGUCCGCCAUAUGUUCGAGCAAUAGGUCCAACAAAAGCCGUCGCCGAAAGUGAUUUAAUUAUUCAUUGUCCCUUUUCGGGAUAUCCUAUUGAGUCGAUUCGAUGGGAGCGUGCGGGACAGGAAAUAAUAACGAACUCCCAUUAUUACGUAUCGAGUGUUCAACAAGGCGGUUACCUGAAAAUUAUAAAAGUCGAUGCAACACACGACAAUGGAUUGCAUACGUGUAUUGUGAGAUCUCGCACAGGCGAAGAAGCUCGACGAGAUUUACAGAUAAUUGUCAAUAGCCCGCCUGUUAUUGAAGAGUUUUCGUUUCCCAAAAAUUUACAAGAAGGCGGAAGAGCGCAAGUUUCGUGUUCUGUGUCAUCAGGGGAUAUGCCAAUUUAUUUUAGUUGGUACAAAGAUGAAGCUCCGAUACCGUUGAGUUUGCAAAUUAUCGAGAAAAAAGACGAAUUUUUCUCGCAACUCAUUUUUAAGGAUAUAACAUCACGUCACAGCGGCAAAUAUACGUGUUUUGCGACAAAUUCCGCAGCAAAAGUUAAUUAUACGGCAGAAUUACUUGUAAAAGUUCCCCCGCAAUGGUCUUUUGAACCACAAGAUACGUCAAUAAUGCUUGGAAACCAAAUUGCGAUCCAUUGUGAAGCGACGGGAUAUCCAACGCCUAUCAUCACAUGGCACCGAGGACAAGGAAAGAUGUCAAAGGACUUUCAACCGAUCGCUUUGCGAAACAGCACUUUAACUGUCAACUUUGCGACAUCAGCUGACGAAGGUUAUUACAUGUGUCAAGCCAAUAAUGAUAUCGGUACAGGUUUGAAAAAGACAAUUCAUGUUCAUGUUAAUGAACCUGCUCGUUUUGAGUACACUCAUAAAAAUGUUUCAACAAGAAGAAAUGAUCCUGCGACGUUAACAUGCCAAGCGAUGGGCGAUGAACCUCUCAAUAUCUAUUGGUCUCAUAAUGAUCAUCGAAUCGAUAUCAAUAUUUAUCGUAUUAAUAUCGCAGAAAUGAAAACAGAUGACGGAGUAACAUCUCAAUUAACGAUUUCAAGAACAGAUCGACAAGAUUCCGGCAAAUAUCGAUGUAUUGCAGAAAAUCCGUAUGGAAAAAGUGAACAAUUGAUCUAUUUGGCAGUUCAAGAACGUCCUGAAACUCCUUCCGAUAUUGAAGUUGUCGAAGUAGCAAGUCGUUCUGUAAAAAUCUCAUGGAAACGCCCAUUCGAUGGAAAUUCUCCCGUUCUCACGUACGUCGUUCAAUUUCAACCUCACAAAACUCUUUACGAUCGCAAUACUCUUCCGAAUUUCAACGACGAAUGGCGCAAUCCGAAUACCGUGAAUCUCUCAGCUGCUGUUAUCAGCAACACAAUUGGUCCCGAUGGGCAAGCGCGUGAACAAGCAAUUGUCGGAGGAUUACAUCCUGCAACAACUUAUUUGCUUCGAAUGUUAGCAAUCAAUGAUAUCGCAAAAAGUCAAUAUACGGAUCCAAUUGUCAUUAAAACGCAAGAAGAAGCUCCCACAGAUCCGCCGUUCAAUGUUCAAGUUCAUGCCGGAAAUGUUGGCGAAUUAAUUGUAACGUGGCAAGUUCCUCAACGAAGUUCAUGGAAUGGAGAAUUGCUUGGAUUUACGGUUAAUUGCACGGAAGACAAACAAACGAUAAAUUUCGCGAAUAAUUUGAACAAAUCCAUAACACGAAGCAUUACAGUACAUGGAUGGGCAACAACAAAAGCGAUUAUUACGAAUCUUCGGAAGUACACGAGAUAUUCUGUGAAAGUUAGAACAUUUAAUAGCGUUUCUCCGGGUCCAUGGAGUCCUAUAGUUAUUGGGACAACACUCGAAGGAGUUCCCGAAGCAAGUCCUUUGAAUGUAAAUUGCACAAGUUUAUCUUCGCAGAGUAUCAAAAUAUCAUGGCAAGAACCUCCCGCUCAAUUUCACAGCGGAAUAAUUCAAGGAUACAAAAUAAUUUAUCGACCAUUGGUUAAAGAAAUUGAAUUUGCUUCUCCAAGUGAGAUCAAAAGAACACCAAAUCUCGAAACUUAUCUUCAUACUUUGUUAAAAGCAACAAAUUAUUCGAUAAAAGUAUUAGCUUAUACAUCAUCGGGCGAUGGAGUGUCGAGUUCAGCUGUCUAUUGUUCUACAGAGGAAGAUCUUCCUGAUCCUCCUGCUGCAAUAAAAGCUGCUGCUUUAACAGGAGAUUCAAUUCUCGUAUCAUGGGUUCCUCCGAUUCACAAAAAUGGAGUUUUAACACAUUAUACGAUAUACAGCAAGGAAUUUGGGCGAAAAGGACAAGCAAAAAGUCAUACAAUGCGCGUUGAUGAAUUUGGUUAUCCUGUAACUUUUGAAUCUCGCGGAUUGCUUGAGAAUCAAAAAUACGAAUAUUGGGUCUCUGCAUCAACAGCAAUUGGAGAAGGCGAACCAACGCCCGUUGUUUCACAACCGACAAAUUCAAAAGCUCCCGCUAAAAUUGCCUCAUUUUCUCAAACCAUCAAAAAAGCAGUUGGAGCUGUUGUAAUUUUGGAGUGUAUGGCAGUUGGAAAUCCAACGCCGCGAACUCGAUGGUUUACGCGUGAUCGUCCCGUUACAUUUAGUCCUCAUUACGAAGUAACGAGCGAAGAUAGUUUGAAGAUUCACAGUUUAGAUACUUCGUUAUCGGGUAAUUUUAGUUGUAAUGCGAAAAAUCUCUUUGGCGAAGAUGAAAUUACGUAUACAGUAAUUGCAAUGAAAAGUCCAAAUGCUCCAAAAGUUUCUGUUCAAUAUACGUCUUCAGAUAGCAUUCGAAUUCGAUGGGAUAAACCUGAUGAUGGAGGAGCGACAAUUUUGGGAUAUACAAUUUCCGUGCAAAUUGUUGGCGAAAGUUUAGCAAAGUACGAAGUAACGCCCGAUCAAACGGGUUAUACGAUCAGCGGAUUGAAAUGCGGAACGCAAUAUGUCAUAAAAAUGUCGGCACACAAUAAAGUUGGCGAUGGUCCAAUGAGCGAUGAAGUUGUUGUUUGGACAAAAGGAAAAUCUCCUCAUGCACCUGAAGAAAAGGAUUUUAUUACAUCGAACGCUACAUGUUUGAGUCUUCAACUUUCGACAUGGAAUGAUGGCGGAUGCGUUAUUUCUCAUUUUUCCAUUGAACAUCGAGCUCUUGGCGAACAACGAUGGAUUGUUGUUUCGUCAGAUACAUCGGGAACGGAAAAUGGCUCUGAAAAUUUAGUAUUUUGUGAUUUUCUGCCUGCGUCAUGGUAUCAACUUAAAAUAUCAGCAACAAAUGAUGCGGGAAAAACAACUGCUCAAUAUAAUUUUGCAACAAGAACUAUUACAGGAGAAUUGAUAGCAGCUCCGAUAUUUCCAUCUGAACAAGAUACAUCUCCUGACGUUAUUGUAAUGUCUGAAACAGAAAGUUGGCUUUCUUCGAUCAUUGUAGGACUUGCUUUGAUCAUUGCUCUUCUUUUAAUCGCAUUAAUCCUUCGUCAUCGCGGAUUAUUAUGUUCUCCAAUUGGCGAAGGAUACGAAACUCGUGCUGUUCCGCAUGACAUGAAAGAUGAUCAUGACAUUCGAAAUCAACAAGUUUAUACAGCAUCUCCUGUCAAACAUCGUGACAAAGAUACGGAUUCAGAAAUGUACGAAAUUUCUCCGUAUGCAACUUUUAGCGUAACAGGAGGUAGAACGCCUGCUGGAGUUCCUCAACAUGCAAAAACUCCAACGAGAGGCGUAAAUACUUCAACACUCGACUAUACUUUACAAUUCAAAACCUUUGGGCAUCCCGAAGAAUUAGAUUUGAACGCAACUGCCUAUCCAAUCCUUCCAAAUUCGGGUUUUGGGCACGUCAAAGGGAAAUCAAGUUGGCACAAACAACGAUAUUAUAACACAGAUGAUGAGUCAACGUUAAGCAAAUCAAUGACUGUAGUAGCGGGAAAUUCGAGACAUCGCAGUUCUCGAGAUGGAGGAAAUUCUGAUCCUCGACUGAUAGAUCGUCGAAGCGGAAAUCGCUCUCGCAUUAGUCAGAAGGAAAAUAAUGGAUCUGAAUCAGAUACGAGUCAGAGUCCUACUACAGACUUUUCAAAUGCUCCCACCUAUAGAGUUCCUGUUAAAUCUUCGCGAGAAAUCUUUCGUCCAGAUUCAAGUACCGAAUCAAAUAACGAUCAAUCUCCUGUACGAGAUCGUCGACUGAAUACUCCUCGACACAUAGCAGCUGCUGAAAUGCGCGCACGCUCAUCAAGACAAUUGGUAUCUGCGACACGAGGCGAAGUUGUUACUCCAAAUCCACGCGAAAGUCAAUCUAUGGAUUUGUUACGACAACCAACAAGUAACAACAGCAACGGUGAGGCAAUUCCUGAAUCAGGGAUUCGUUUUCGGCCUCCGAGCGGUUUUACGGAUUCUCGGGAAUUUAGUGAAGCGGAAUGUGAUCGUGAUCGUGCGCUAGAUUUGGAAGUGCAACGUGUGAUGGAACAACAACAACAAUUACAACAGUUACAGCAAAACGGGCUCAAAACAGGAGAUUCGGAAUUGACCUCACUACUUGCAAGGUAUCAGGAAAAGAAGGAACAGGAAAGGCAAGAGUACACCAUUCAUGUAUGAAAAAAGUAGAAAAUAUACAACUUUUUUCGUUGGUUUCAUCUUUUGUAACAUUUAUUAUAGAUCUUAAUUUUUGAUUUUUUUUUCUUCCAAUAGUAACCAAGAACGAUGUUAU